AAAUACAAGAGCUUCAUUGGUAAUGCUUUCAAUACAUGUGCAGUUGGGUCUACGUUGAUGUACACACACACACACACACAUAUAUAUCUUCUUCAUCAUUUCAAUUCAUACUGCUAAUAUAUUCUAAGCCAUGGCUUGUGAAGAAGAAGAAUUCGGCAGGCGGGAUUAUCUGGUGUUGAAACCAGCAGAAGCUAGUCUAUUCGAUCUUGUUCGUAUCUUAUAUUCAUCUGAAUUAAACAAAAGACAGUUUGUUCAGUGCCGGGAGACAGAGAAGCUCGAGUACAGAUGGAUUCUGUUCAUCUCCGUCCUUGCGCAGAAACUCCUCCUUUACUUGAAAACGCCCAUGAAACUGAUAGGCUACUUGCUCACUAUGUGGCUCAACUUCGUGUCAAUCAAUGGUGGUUUCUUCUCACUCUUGCAAAAAAUCCGAAAAGGAAACAUUGUGCCGCCACCAAGCGAAAAAUCAGCAACCUUCACAUCUGUGGUGGGAAAUAUUGAUCUAAGACUAGACCUAGAUUCAAGUAUCAGAAAUGGAGACCCAAGAUAUGCUCCAUCACUGUCUAUGAUGGCUGCUAAAUUGGCCUAUGAGAAUGCAGCUUUUGUCGAAACUAUUGUCAGAGAUCACUGGAAGAUGGAAUUCUUGGAGUUCUUCAACUUCUGGAAUGAUUUUCAGAAAAAAUACACGACCCAAGCUAUGAUGUUCCAAGAUACAAGUGCUAACCCUGACCUGAUCAUGGUGGCCUUUAGAGGAACCGAUCCGUUCGACGCCGACGAUUGGGUCACAGAUGUGGACAUCUCAUGGUAUGACAUUGAGAACGUUGGUAGAAUCCAUGGUGGCUUUAUGAAAGGCUUGGGUUUACAGAAGGGCAAAGGGUGGCCCAAGGAGAUAAAUCAAUCCCCGGAAAAACAAUUUGCUUACUACACAAUAAGACAGAAGCUGAGAGAGCUAUUACAAAAGAAUGAGAAUGCAAAGUUUGCAGUGACAGGACACAGCUUGGGAGGGGCACUAGCAAUUCUGUUUGUGGCAGUGUUAGGGUUACAUGAGGAUGAGGAUGCAUGGUUGUUGGAGAGGUUGGAAGGGGUGUACACUUUUGGGCAGCCUAGGGUUGGAGACGAGAAGUUUGGGGAGUUUAUGGAAGAAAAGUUGAGGGUGCAUGAUGUGAAAUAUAUUAGGUUUGUUUAUUGCAAUGACAUAGUGCCUAGAUUGCCAUAUGAUAAUGGAAUUAUGUUGUUUAAGCACUUUGGGACCUGUCUCUACUACAACAGCUCCUACAAAGGCAAGGUUGUGUCGGAGGAACCAAACAAGAACUACUUCUCACUCCUGUGGGUAAUUCCCAAGAUCUUAAACUCUGUUUGGGAGCUGAUUAGGAGUUUCAUAAUCCCAUACAUCAAGGGUCCAGACUACAAGGAAGGCUGGUUUUUGAGAUUUGUUAGGGUUAUGGGGUUGGCAAUUCCAGGAUUACCGGCUCAUGGACCUGAAGAUUACGUUAAUGCCACCAGAUUAGACUCCCUACCUCCAUUACUUCCUUACCAAGGUCUUAAACGUGAAUGAGAUCAAAUUAUGGUCUGUUUGUUUCUUC
Molecule: messenger RNA, 1580 nt
Organism: Cornus florida
Lineage: Eukaryota; Viridiplantae; Streptophyta; Magnoliopsida; Cornales; Cornaceae
Product: triacylglycerol lipase OBL1-like
Exons: 5
Coding region: 131-1552 (473 amino acids)
Biological process (GO): lipid metabolic process
Molecular function (GO): triacylglycerol lipase activity
Source: RefSeq, a predicted model, not a curated record